Messenger RNA from Penicillium manginii, 540 nucleotides. RefSeq lists its product as uncharacterized. The transcript is spliced from 2 exons. Lineage: Eukaryota; Fungi; Ascomycota; Eurotiomycetes; Eurotiales; Aspergillaceae. Bases 1 to 540 code for a protein of 179 amino acids. The record is from RefSeq and is a predicted model, not a curated record.
AUGAACGGCGUAUUUCCCGCUGAUCUUGCGGUCUAUCUGCUCCUCGCUCCAGUGGUUGCUUAUAUUUUCGUCACUCACCGAUGGGCCGGUUUCCUUCCAUGGUACUACCUGUCCGUCUUCUGUCUCGCUCGAAUAGUCGGCGGCAUACUGGGUAUCUGUGACAGCGAGAGUCUAGCUGCCAACAUCAUUCAAAGUGUUGGUAUCUUACAAUUGAUUCUUGGCGUUGAUGGACUAGUACAUGAGGCGUAUGUUCAUACUGAGCUUGUCGAGUGGUUCAAACAGCUAAUCGAUAUACUUCUCCAAGGAGCGGUCGUCGCACUUCUAUUCAUCGGAAUCCGUGUCAUGUACAGCCUUGUUGCGGUCUGUACGCAACGCAGAGAUAUCAGUCCAGUCUAUGGGAAGACCGAUAUCCGAGUUACUCUCAUGUUUCUCCCGGAGGUCCUUGCGACUCUCGCAAUGAUUAUAGUGGGCCUUCGCACGAGGAAGCUAAGGGAGACCAAAUCUAUCGCUACCUACUCACAAACACCACAGAAUUGCUAA